AUGUGUAGAAACAGCUACUUCCACAUUGUUAACAAUGACUAUACUCAUUGGGAGGUGUACACUAUUGCUGGAAGUUCAAAUCCCACCAUUAACAGUCAGGGGAACAGAUAUCUUGCCCCUGUCAACCAUUUUGCUAAAGAGGUAACAAGGAGAGUUGUCAUUGGUAGUAAGAUUUGGAGGCACUGGAAUUGGAGAUCGGAAGGUGACCUUAUGCUAAAUGGUGCUUAUUAUACACCAAUUGGGCGUGGAGCAGUAGCCAACUAUGCCAGAGAUAUGCUCCUAAGGUCCUUAGUAAGGUUAGCUAAGGUCCUCAGUAGGGGCACAUUACUCCUAAGGUCCUCAGUAAGGGGUAAGGGCAAAUUGCUCCUAAGGUCCUCAGUAACAUAG
Fraxinus pennsylvanica is the source of this 387-nucleotide messenger RNA. NCBI's taxonomy places the organism in Eukaryota, Viridiplantae, Streptophyta, Magnoliopsida, Lamiales, Oleaceae. The record is from the annotation of a GenBank genome assembly.